Molecule: messenger RNA, 3902 nt
Organism: Gymnodraco acuticeps
Lineage: Eukaryota; Metazoa; Chordata; Actinopteri; Perciformes; Bathydraconidae
Product: zinc finger MYM-type protein 1-like
Exons: 8
Molecular function (GO): protein dimerization activity
Source: RefSeq, a predicted model, not a curated record
GAAAUAAAUCCUUCGAAUCUGCCUGUUCAGUUUCUGUUUGAAUGUGAAGGGUUACAUGAAAAAAGCUCGUCUGGCCCUCUAUGCGAUUCACAGAGGGCCCGCUAUAGUAAAACAACGAGAGAGUAAUGUCAAGUGACAGUACAAUUGACCAAUCAUAUCUUCCCUCUAAAUGGGAGGGCUUUAUUAUCGCGGACUUUAUGACAAGUUCCGCCCGCUGCGCUGCCAAGUUUAUGCAUGUGAUAUAUCAACGGGUCAAGCUAGGCGGAAUUAGCAUACGUUCAUUCACGAUGGCUCACGUUAGUGAUAGUGAUGACAUCGUUGCGAAACUACUAACCGAGUCUUUUUCAAGAAUGAGUUACACGGAUAAAUUGGAGUUAAUUACCAAAGGGCGACCAACACCACAGCUUAAUUUGGUUCAAAAAACCAAACGGUUCGAGAGGCAUUUUAAUAUCGGCAAUUACGCCAGAUACAACUGGAUGACCGGAUCAACCAGGGAACACAAGCUGUACUGCUGGGAUUGCUUGCUUUUUGGAGCGGACAGUGGGUCAUGGGCCAGAGAUGGAUAUUCUGAUUUAGGAAGUUUAUCCAAAUUAGCACAUCGCCAUCAGAAUGCUUCAGGUCACCUCAGAGCUACUAUUCGGCUUAAAACAUUUGGGGACACCAGGAUAGAGCUCCAGCUGGAUGAGCAACAACGCCGGGGUGUCAUCCUUCAUAAUGAAAAGGUGAAGAGGAACCGAGGAAUUUUGAAACGCCUGAUAAAUUGUGUGGUGUACUUGGGCAAGCAGGAGUUGCCGUUCCGAGGUCACGAUGAGAGUGUAACUUCAUCAAACAAGGGGAAUUACAUAGAGUUGCUGGAUUUAGUGGCAGAAUAUGACAGCGACCUGCACACACACCUCGCCACAUCAACAGUAUUUACCGGCACAUCUUCAAGGAUUCAGAAUGACCUGAUCAGCGCUGUCGCUAGUGUAAUGACGGAUAGCAUGAAAGAGGAGCUGAGGAAGGCACCUUUUGUUGCGGUCAUGUUGGAUGAAACGACAGACAUUAGCAACGUGGCGCAGAUGUCAUAUGUGCUUCGAUAUGUCACUGACGAUGGGAUAAAAGAGCGUUUCUUCAAGUACGAAGAUGUGACAGAGGACAAACGAGCAGAGGCCAUAGCUACACGGCUGCUGGAGUUCCUGAGGGAGAGUGGCUGUAUUGACAAAGUGGUCGCGCAGUGCUACGAUGGAGCAGCUGUUAUGGCCUCUGGAUUGAAUGGGGUGCAAGCGAAAGUUAAGGAAACAAUUCCACAGGCCCUUUUCAUUCACUGCUAUGCUCACAUCUUAAAUCUCGUUUUGUCAAAUGGAGCUUCCAAGAUAAGAGAGUGUAAGGUCUUCUUCUCCCACCUCUCUGGCUUGGCCACCUUUUUCAGCCGCUCAGCAAAGCGCACCAAGCUACUGGAUGAUAUUUGCCAGCAUAGGCUUCCACGGGCAGCUCCUACUCGCUGGUGCUUUCAUUCUUGCUUGGUGUGCACAGUGGCAGAUAAGACCAGGGAAUUGAGAGAGGUGUUCGAGCACAUCGUAGACCAUCACACAGAGUUUGAUGACGAAACUGUUCAUUGCUCUGAUGGAUACAUCACCCUCCUUACCAGCUUCGAUUUCAGCUUUUGGUUGAAAACCUUCCACGCUAUCUUCUCCUACUCGGAUGUUGUUUUUGAAAUACUUCAGAACAAAGGUUUUGAUAUGCAGUUCUGCCUGGCCAGAGUGGAUCAGCUACAGCGACAAAUUGAACAGGAGAAGGGGAACUUUGACAGCGUCUACGAUGAAACCCAGGCUUUGGUUGGUCCUCCGCGCGGCCGUGGAGCUCAAGGAGACGUUCGUGCACGGUACAGGGAGCUCCACUGCAGCGUAAUUGACAGCCUGCUAACCCAGAUUUCCAACCGCUUCAGUGACCACAAAAAGCUGGAAUUCCUGGCCCUUCUGGACCCGCAACAGUUUGGGCAUUACUGUAACUAUUUCCCAACUGCUGCCUUGAACAGUUUGAUGGAGAGCUAUGGCGGAUAUUUCGACCAGCCUCGACUGCACACGGAACUCGCCGUGAUGUACGGCAUGUCUGACAUUUUGGGGAAAAGCCCAGCCGACAUUCAUCAGUUUCUCCUCAAAAAAGGACUGAGUGAAAGCAUGAAACAGGUGUACACCCUCUCAUCCAUCAUCCUGACAAUACCUGUGUCCACUGCCUCUGUGGAGAGGUCCUUCUCUGCGCUGUAGCGCAUAAAAAGCUACUCGAGGUCCACGACUGGGCAAGUCCGACUGUCAGACUUGGCCUUAAUUUCGAUCAAGAAGGAAUUGCUGAUUGCUUUAAAAGCAAAGGAUCACCUGCAUGACGACGCCAUCAAGUUCUUCAUCCAAAAAGACAGGAGGAUGGACUUUUGUGAGAGGGAGGAGCGAGAUAGGGAUUUUCAGCUCAGGAGGGAGCUGGAGAUCAGGAAGUUGGAGGCAGACACUGCUGUCUGGAUUGCGUCAAUUAGAGAUUCAGGCAGCUGGGGGAAGGUGGAGGACCAGCGGCAGGUUACUGUGCUACGAGAUAGUGGUGGCUCACAGUCAUUCAUUCUUGCCAGGGCUCUGCCUUUGAGUACUGAGUCCGCCUGUGAUACCAGUGCCGUGGUAAGAGGUAUCGAAAUGGGUUUUGUGCCCGCACCUCUACACAAUGUCCAUGUCCAGUCUAAACUGUCUACGGGUUUCUUCACAGUUGCUGUACUCCCCAAGUUUCCUAUCGACGGUGUGGAUUUCAUAAUGGGAAACGAUAUAGCCGGAGGUAAAGUGUAUCCUACUCCAGAGGUUGUUGACGUUCCUGAUAGAUAUAUAGAUGAUAACCUAGCUCUGACUCAUCCGGAGGUAUUUGCAGUUAGCGUUUUGACCAGAGCUCAGGCCCGUAAGCAGGCUCAGGAGGUGGAUUUGUCUGAUUCUUGGUUUGUUUCUGCCCUAUCUAACGACAGGUUGACCUCUGUUGAUGGAUUAGUGGAGGGCCCUCCAACAGUGUGUGAUGGUAAAAUGGAGCCUGUCACUAUUGCUCCAGAGGUGGCUAUGCCUUUGACCCGUGAGGCGCUCAUCACGGCACAGAGAGAUGAUCCUACCUUGAUCAAGUGUUUUGACGCUGCUGAGAACCCUAACGAAUGCAAUAAGAAACAGUUGUUUUUUGUGGAUGAUGGGGUGCUGAUGCGCCGGGAAGCUUCCCAGGGGGAGCAGCAAGGUACUGUGGUGACUGCUGUUCCCAGAGUGGCCACUUCCCUAGCCUGUGCAGUGUCGAUGGUUGAGGAUGAUUUGAUAGUGCCUUCUGGUGGUCAGCAGUGUGGAGCCUCGCUAACAGUGAAUCUAGCAAAGUGUGAGUUUGGCAAGGCCACUGUCACCUAUCUAGGCAAACAGAUGUUCAACCACAACCAGCGGUUGAUGCGCUGGGCCCUGUUGGCACACGACUACAACAUCAUCAUCAAAUACAAGAAGGGAGCAGAUAAUGUGGUGGCCGAUGUACUGUCCCGUGGGAGCUCAGGACCCCAGCCACUGGACCAGGGAGAGGCCAUGCAUGAGGCUAUCGGGGGGAGGCCUUCUAUUGAGCCUCCUAUCCUCUUUGACUCAUGCGAUGGGGAGAACCCGGCACCUGCGGCUGCUGUGGCCUCUGAUGGAUCGACGGCUGCAGCUGUCCAGGCAUGGGAGGAGGAGGAGGCCCAGCCUGGCUCAAGCAGCCUUGACGUUGAGCCAUCAACCCCUGCCGCUCCACCCCCCAGAAAGAAACAGAAGGAAGAUCCAUUCCUUGAUUUUGUGAAGGCGGAGGCUGCCAGGGAAGAAGAGAGGUUCAAGGCCUCUCAACAGGCGAAUGAAGCAUCCACCAAAAGAUUCCUUGACCUUUUCGAAAAGCUUGUGAACAAAUAA